Hyaloscypha bicolor E is the source of this 956-nucleotide messenger RNA. Its product is annotated as dienelactone hydrolase family protein-like protein. The transcript has 4 exons. The record is from RefSeq and is a predicted model, not a curated record. Bases 63 to 806 code for a protein of 247 amino acids. Lineage: Eukaryota; Fungi; Ascomycota; Leotiomycetes; Helotiales; Hyaloscyphaceae. Gene Ontology annotation, molecular function: hydrolase activity.
GGCCGAUUUUGCUUGCUUCGAAGGCUCAUUGAGAGAGAGAGAUCUGGCACCGAAAUUUGAGAAUGGAAGGAAUUGACGGCCACAGUGCAGCUUGCUGCAACAUUCCACCAGUCAUCUCUAAGGGCUAUGAGCCGAAAGGGAGGUACGAGACACUCGGUGGUCUAAAGACAUAUGUUACCGGGUCAGUUUCUGCAAAGAAGGCCAUUCUCGUCAUCUAUGACAUCUUUGGCUUCUUUCCUCAGACUAUCCAGGGUGCCGACAUCCUAGCAGCGUCGGAGGAAUAUCAAGUCUUCAUGCCAGACUUCUUUGAAGGCCAGCCAGCUGAUAUCGCUUGGUAUCCACCAGUAACAGAGGAGCAGAAAAGCGCUCUUUACACUUGGUUUCCCUCACGCGUACCCGAGACAGGGGUAGCCAAGAUCCCCAAAGUACUUACAGAAGUGGAGUCGGUGUAUGAAAAGAAAGACUGGGCUGCUCUCGGCUUCUGCUGGGGCGGCAAAGUUGUUGCUUUGACAUCUGGAACUGAUACUCGAUGGAAGGUCAGCGCACAGAGCCAUCCGGGCAUGCUUGACGCGGCAGAUGGUGCUAAAGUCACCAUUCCCAUGUGUGUUCUGGGCUCUGAAGAAGAAAAGGCCGAGGAUCUUGUGGCUUUUGGAGAUGCCCUGAAGGUGGAGAAACACAUCGAGAGAUUCGAUGAUCAGUUGCAUGGAUGGAUGUCUGCAAGAGCCGAUUUGGAGAAUGAGAAGGUUAGGAAGGAGUACGAAAGAGGAUAUAAGACGGUGCUGGAGUUCUUUGGAAAGCACUUUUGACGGAGACUGCGAGUAUUAGCUGGUUUUGCACCCAAUUCAAAAUGGUGAAGCUCAUCGGUAGCGGUAGAGAAGACCAUUAUGUCGUUGAACUGAAGUGCCAAUUGCUAGUGAUCAAAACGAGAAGAUGGAUCAGCAAGACUUCCAAUGGCU